AUGACCUCAGCAUCCAGGCCCACCUUUGAACCUGCGCGUGGUGGGAGAGGUAAAGGAGAGGGAGACCUGAGUCUUCUCUCCAAGCAGUACUCAAGUAGAGAUCUUCCUUCUCACACAAAGAUCAAAUACAGAAAGACAACCCAGGAUGCUCCCGAAGAGGUCUGUCACCGAGAUUUCAGAAAGGAACUGGCAGAGCGAGAGAGAGUUGCUGCAAGGGUGAAAAAUGGAGAUCGUCCAAAUUGGGCAAACUCAUCCCCUGUGUCGAAAAAGCCUCGGUUGGCUCAAAUCUCUGUGGCAAACCUCGAUGCAGAUGACCCUCUCACAGACGAGGAUGAGGAAGAUGAGGAAAGUGAGGAUGACGACACAGCGGCCCUUCUGGCUGAACUGGAGAAGAUCAAAAAGGAAAGGGCUGAAGAAGAGGCCCGCAAGGAGCGAGAGGAAAGGGCGGAAAAGGAGAGGAUUAGAUCGGAGAAUGUUCUAAAUGGAAAUCCUCUAUUGAAAUUCACUGGCCUGGCCCAGCCUCAGUCGAACUUUAAAGUAAAGAGAAGGUGGGAUGAUGAUGUCAUCUUUAAGAACUGUGCUAAAGAGGUUAAAGGCUCCAAAAGGGACAAAAAAUUUGUCAAUGAUACUUUGCGAUCUGAAUUUCACACUAAGUUUAUGGAGAAGUAUUUCAGGUAG
Molecule: messenger RNA, 678 nt
Organism: Ornithorhynchus anatinus (platypus)
Lineage: Eukaryota; Metazoa; Chordata; Mammalia; Monotremata; Ornithorhynchidae
Product: spliceosome-associated protein CWC15 homolog
Exons: 1
Coding region: 1-678 (225 amino acids)
Biological process (GO): mRNA cis splicing, via spliceosome
Cellular component (GO): catalytic step 2 spliceosome
Molecular function (GO): RNA binding
Source: RefSeq, a predicted model, not a curated record